AUGGAUUCUACGGGUCUGAGUAGUGAUGGUGCUGCCUACCGGUCUCGUGGGUACCAGCUCGAAAUGUUAGAGGCUAGCCUCAAGGAUAAUACUAUUGUCGCGAUGGAUACGGGCAGUGGAAAGACUCAUAUUGCCAUUCUUCGGAUCAUACAUGAGCUCGAGAACUGUAGUUCUCCAGACAAACUUAUCUGGUUUCUUACCCCAACUGUGGCAUUGAGUCUUCAACAACAUGAAGUUAUCACUAGCCAAAUCCUCUCGGUGAAAACGAAAGUUUUAACCGGUCUGGACAAUGUUGACCGAUGGACUGAACAAGGUGUCUGGGACAAAGUUCUCAAAGACGUCCGUGUUGUUGUUUCGACAUAUGCUGUCCUUGCUGAUGCUUUGGGUCAUGGUUUUGUUCGCAUGUCCCGGCUUGCACUCAUUAUCUUUGAUGAGGCUCACCAUUGCACUAGACGCCAUCCGGCGAACAAGAUUAUGCAAAACCACUACCAUCCUUCCCUGCUGAGGUCAGGCCCAAAUGCUGUACCUCGGAUCCUGGGACUCACUGCCAGCCCAAUAGUCCGGUCGAGCCCAAACGAGCUUGAAACAAUCGAAUCCAACUUGAACGCAGUAUGCAAGACUCCACGUGUCUAUCGCACUGAGCUCUUGGAAAAUACCCAUCGCCCUCACCUAGAACGUCUCAAUUACAUGCCUUUUGACGAAGCACAGUAUGGCUUUGGAGGCCAACUACUUUCAUCCCUGAUAGAAUGUUGCAGGGCCUAUAACAUAGAAGACGAUCCUUGGAUUGAAUCAUUACGGUCAAAGAAUCAGACUGUGGAGCUUACGAAGGCUCUCACCACAGGUAAAACCUUCUGUAGCGAGCAACUGAAUAACUUUCAGGCGCGCGCCCGUCACAUAUAUGAGGAGCUGGGAGGCUGGGCUGCCGACUUCUUCAUCAGCGCUUCAAUUGACCAACUUCAGUGUUCAAUUCAAGAUGCUAGUGAGAUGUCACAUUUGGAUCAAAUGGAGAGAAUUUACCUGUUGGAACUGCUCCUUGCAAUGCCUGCCCCAGUUUCAGCUGAGGAGAGUAGUCACAUAUCCAUCAAGCUUGAAGUGCUUCUCAACUUCCUUGAAAGAAUGGACAGGCCUGGGUUUUCCGGGCUACUCUUCGCCAAACAGAGAGCAACUGUCAGUGUCUUAGCUCGCAUUUUAUCACUUCAUCCCAAGACCAGAGAUCGCUUCCAGUGUGCCUCUUAUGUUGGUUGGUCGAGUGAUAGAAAUCGCAAGGGCUGUCUCGGUGACCUACUUCAUCGAGAUAUGCAGCGAGAUACUCUUGACGAAUUCAAAGCUGGUCGCAAAAACCUCAUUGUCACAACUGACGUUCUCGAAGAAGGGAUCGACAUAAGCGCAUGCAGUUUGGUUAUUUGUUACGACAACCCUGCGAACCUCAAGUCCUUUGUCCAGAGGCGUGGGCGUGCUCGUCAUAGAGAAUCCACAUAUGCUGUCAUGAUCUCAAAUGAGGAUCAGUUGUUGAGUCUUCACAAAUGGCAGGAGCUAGAGCAUGCUAUGAUUAAAGCAUAUCAGGAUGAUGAGCGACAGCGUCGGGAAGCUUUUGAACUUGAGGCCGCCGAGGAGCAUGUGAAAGAGAGGCUUUGGGUGGAAAAGACGAAUGCCCUAUUGACGGCGGAUGACGCAGUGCAGCAUUUGCAUCACUUUUGCGCGGUCUUACCAGUUGACGAGUAUUCCGACAACCGACCAAUGUUUUCCUUCCAAGAAAACAGCGCAGGAUUGCUUUUGGGUACGGUUACAUUACCGAAUUCUGUGCACCCGACAGUUCGACGUGCAAACGGGAAAUACUGGUGGCGGACAGAGCGAGCAGCCAGAAAGGAGACCGCAUUUCAAGCCUACAAAGCUUUGUAUUCGUAUGGGUUGAUCAACGACAACCUCUUGCCAUUAACACGAAAGCCAGAGUUGAGAUUCUCGGACCAGACGACUCUCCCGUCCAUUUUGCAAGUUGCAGAGCAGUAUGACCCGUAUGUAGACCUUGCGCAAGCCUGGGCUUUGGGAUCACAGCGCUCUAUCUACGAGCACCCAGCUCGCGCCAGCGGGGGAGACAACCGCGACUUCGCGGCUCUCUUCAUCCCCGAUAUCUCACACGAACACCUAGGGCAAUGGCUUGCGAUGUAUGAAGGGAAAGAGCCAGCGCUGGAAGUCUAUUCGAGGAACCCAACUACCGCACCUAUGGGUAUCGUCCGUGACCAGUCGAAAUUCAGCGAGCCACGGACAUUCAACAAAUGGAUUGUUCCAGCCCAGGUGACAAAGGCGUCGCCUAUUGAAGUGGAAUGUUCAUCAUUUCCCCGUCGCCGAAAUCUCCUCCAGGUGCGAACUAUGAAUGUUACCGAUGAUGGAGAGACAGAUGCACCAAAGAAAUCUUACGUUCUACCUGCUGCAGCUUGCGUUAUCGACAAGCUCCCAGCAAAACAGGGUCUCUUUGGACUUUUCAUCUCCGCCAUUUUGGAUCGACUGGAGGCAUCUUUGGUCGCACAUCGAUUGAACGAUACCAUUUUGAAAGGAGUCGGAAUCGAAAACAUCGAUCACGUUAUUACAGCUAUCAGCGCGCCUAUUGCACAGGCCAGUACCAACUAUCAGAGAUUUGAGUUCUUUGGUGACUCGGUUCUCAAAUUCACCGUCAGUUGCCAGCUCUUUUUCCGGAAUACCAACUGGCACGAGGGCUACCUCUCGGAGAGCCGUGAUAAACACAUCCAGAACAAUCGACUUGCUCGUGCAGCUCUCGACACUGGAAUUGACUGCUUUAUCCUAACGAACCGAUUCACCCCCCGGAAAUGGACUGUACCGUUGAUCAGGAAUAAAUUGGAACCAUCGACAGCCAAGAGGAACAUCUCAAUCAAGGUCCUGGCAGAUGUUGUGGAAUCUCUCAUUGGCGCAGCCUACGUAGACGGUGGCAUCCGCAAAGCGCAAGCCUGUCUGCAUCGCUUCUUACCGGAGAUCGACCUCUUCACGAAUGAAAUCUCGCCCCUCAUCCUACCACCAGGUAAAGGUGUGAGCAACUUAAUCAACCACCACCGAUUGGCCGGUCUCAUUGGAUACACUUUCAAAGAUCCUGCGCUCCUGACAGAAGCGCUCACUCACGCAUCCUGCGAGUACGAUACAUCAACACAAUCCUAUCAACGCCUCGAGUUCCUUGGUGAUGCCGUCCUCGACAUGGUCGUCAUGGCAGUGAUAGCAGCCCAUCCCGUGGAAAUGGACCAGGGGCCAAUGACAUUGCUCAAACAUUCCGUCGUGAACGGCAACCUCCUGGCAUUCUUCUGCAUGGAGCUAUGCGCACCGGACGAACCCUCCCACAUGACCCAAUGCGCCAACGGCGAGGUCAGCCUUAUCCCACACUAUGACGAGAUCCACCUAUGGCGCUUCCUCCGCUCUCAUGGGCCUAACAUCAAAGCCGCCCGGGAAGCUUGUCUCGAGCGGCACCAAGGUCUCCAUAUUGAGAUCCGCGAUGCCUUGGAACACGGAAGCCAGUACCCGUGGGAGUUGUUCGCCCGUCUGCGUGCGGAUAAAUUCCUGUCGGACAUCAUUGAGAGUGUUCUUGGGGCGAUCUUCAUCGACUGUGGGGGAAAUCUGGAUGUGUGUCACGCUUUCGUCGAACGUAUCGGACUGGUGUGGUACAUCCAGCGUGUUAUUGCCGACGGGGUUAAUGUUGUUCAUCCGCGGAACAUUGCGCAGAACAUGGUGAAGGGAGCUGGGACCUUGGUCUUCAAGAGGAAGAGGGUUGAGUCUGGAGGCACGGCUACGUAUCGGUGCUCGGCGGUGGUCAAUCAGACUGAGAUCGCGCUGGUGGAGGGUUGUGCUUCUGCCGAAGAGGCUGAGGUUAAGGUUGCCAAUGUUGCCAUUGAGCACUUGACGUUGCAUCCAUUGGCUUGA
Penicillium verrucosum is the source of this 3918-nucleotide messenger RNA. RefSeq names its product putative RNA helicase/RNAse III. Lineage: Eukaryota; Fungi; Ascomycota; Eurotiomycetes; Eurotiales; Aspergillaceae. Gene Ontology annotation, molecular function: ATP binding; RNA binding; ribonuclease III activity. The record is from RefSeq and is a predicted model, not a curated record. The transcript has 8 exons. The coding region runs from base 1 to 3918 and encodes 1305 amino acids. Gene Ontology annotation, biological process: siRNA processing. Gene Ontology annotation, cellular component: RISC complex; cytoplasm; nucleus.